GCCCCGUGUGGAUGCUAUACCAUAAUAUUUACAUAGAGAUGUCAGCAGAUGAGACCGUGUUAUAUGUAUACAGCCCUUCGUCAUAUCACCAUGGUGAACACGCAAUGAUUUCUACGAAAUUUCUUGAGUACCACCAUUUUUGUAGCAUCGAACAGUUGGCGACUUUUUUAACCGCUGCCGUUUGGAGUAUUAUACAAAUCGGGUUUUAAUGGUUUCCAAUUUCAAAAUAUUAAAUUUCCAUGUAUUUUGCUGGUGGCUAUUGCUUUAUUGUUUAAAUUUGGGCAGUAUGUUUGGGCAUACCAAGUGCAUUUUAGAUCCAAGGAAGCGUUGCAAACUCUUCUCCUAAAUGCUCUACAGAUAUAGUGUGUAAAAAAUGUGACAAAUAGAAUAUCAAGCCGAGUUAUGUUUCGCUUUUCUUGUCGAGGACUCAAAGUACUUGCUGUACUGUCUGUAACGGCACUGUGGUUUGUUUACUCUCUGCAACAGAAGAGCUUGGAGAAUUCAAGAAAUGCAAGUAAGUAUUAAAUCAUUUGUAGUUAUAUAAUACUUGUGUCCAGAUUUAAUACUAGAAUGUCUAUGACUAUGCUAUGCUAUGUUGAUGUAUGUAGUAUAUUAAUGUACUGUAUGUAUUCAAAGUAUUUAUUUAUUUUGCUCGAUGAUAUUUAAAGCUGUAAAUUGAGGGUAAAUAAAGUACAUGUAUACAUUGGUGUAGUUUGAUGUUGAAUUGAUAUAUAAAACGACUAAAACAUUAUAAAUAAUUAUAUAGUGAUAUUCAAUCUCGUUCCCCGAGCCUGCGAUCUUCAGGAAGAAACGUAGAGGCUCUGGGAUAAUCCGUUGCCGGAAGCCAGGAAUCCUGGCUAAAGACCGAACUGCGCAUUCCAUAUCAACGGCCAAUCAGAUUCCUCCCUGAAACGGAUUAUCCCAGAGCCUCACGUUCCUUCCCAAGGAUCGCAGGCUCCUUACCAAGGAUCGCAGGCUCGGGGAACGAGAUUGAGUGAUAUUCAGUAUAAAGUUCAUAUCCAGUCCUCAAUCGGACCUGACCGUGUAGCACAGUUGAAAGAGCGUCGCAAGUUCGAAAUCCAGCCACGGCAGGCAGAAUUAUUUGCUUGCGCGGUUUGGCUCAUUCACUUGCCAGAAGAUUUCUACCUAGUGCAGAAAUACAGCAGAAUAUACAGAAAAUAUAGGGCUAUAUACUAUCCAUUAUACAAUAUACCAUUUAUCAACUACUUGUCUGUGUUGGAUAUUGCAACUCAUAACUUUAAUUAAGCCACAUUUUUUUUUAUUAGUUUUACAAUACGAAAUUGAAGGCACAGACAACAGGACUAAUAAGUCCCAAAUUCCUGCCAUAAAUGUAUAUUACAUUACAUUCAUUUUUCAUUCAUUUUAUAUUGUAUUACAUUCAUGUAUAUAAUAUGACCUAAAAUCUUAAAAUUAUCAGAACUUUCAAACAGUAUUAAAUAAAGUCAUUAAAGACAAUAUAUGCGUGAUGCAAAUCAAAAUUUAAACUCGAGUAAAUUUAAACACAUACACACUAUUACCGUUAUACACUAUACUUGUAAUAGUAAAAAAUAUUUUAUUAUUUUAACUUUAAGGAGAAAACAUUAAACAUGACAUAAAAUCAUCUCCAAAGACGAAUAAAGAAAAUACCACAUGGGAUGUUCUGAUCCCCUUGGUAAACCUGGAUCAACAUCCAAAAAUCGUUCGUGAUUUUCACGUUUGUUUAUCUUCAAUUUGCGAACACAGUAGCAUUGCUAUAACACUUCACGUCGUCACUGAUAACAGAAGCCAAGGACAGGCAGACAGAGUGAUUGGAGAGUUGAAGAAAGAAUUAUGUAAGGAUAAAGUUCAUGUGCAGUAUCAUGAUAUUGGUUUUGUCGCUCGAGAACUUGAACCACUCAUGGAAGUUUUUAAGGUGAGCUUGAAUUCUAACACUCCUGCAGCAGAUAAUAUUCCCUUGGUCUUCUGGAUUGUGAAGUAAAAUCAAUUUGUGGGAGAAUUCUGACCAGUUCAAAGCAUGUGUAUUAAUAUAUUCUCAUUUCUAAUGUACAUUUUGGAUUGGUUCGUGAUCAAAUAGUGUUAAUAAAUACCUGACAAUAUUAAAGAGUUGGGAAGUUUUAUAUACUCUCAUUUCUAUUGUACAUUUUGGAUUGGUUCGUGAUCAAAUAGUGUUAGUAAAUACCUGACAAUAUUAAAGAGUUGGGAAGUUUUAAUGUUAUUAUAAACUUGAACCCAGGGUAAACAUUUUCUUGCCAGUCAAUUGUCUGGCAUGUAAAAAAAAGGUGUAAAGCCUAUUUAGUGAUCAUGCAAUGUUUGGUUAGUAACUCCAGACGAAGGGCCAACGGCGAAAGCUUAAUAUCAUGCAAUGUAGCCUACAAUAUAUCUUGGCUUAACUGAUUUACUUACGUCAGCUUGAAUCAACCUGUCAAUAUUUUCUUCUCAUUCAUUUAGGAUUUAUUCACCAGUAAUCCGAAAUCGUACUUUAGUGGCGCCCUGUUCUUUCUAUCAAUCAUCAGUCACACUUUAUUUCCACACAUCUCAAAACUAAUCAUCCUGGACGCAGAUCUCAAAUUCCGAACUGACAUUCGAAAACUUUGGAAUAAAUUUGAAGACUUUUCUCCAAGCAACGUGAUAGGCAUCGCACAUGAACUUCAACCUGUGUACAAGCACACUAUGUAUCGGUACCGAAGUGCUCACCCCAACACCAAAAUCGGGGCACCACUUCCUCAUGGUAAACCAGGAUUCAACAGUGGGGUCUUACUUAUGCAUCUGCAAAGAAUUAGGAACUCAAGUUUAUAUAAGGAGUACCUUUCAGACCCAACUCGUAUAAGACAACUGAGUGAGAAGUAUUUUUUCAAAGGACAUUUAGGUGACCAAUGUUUUUACACUCUGCUGAGUUUUGAGCAUCCAGAAUUGCUGUACGUCCUACCAUGUACGUGGAACAGACAGUUGUGUACAUGGUGGAAGGAUAAGGGAUAUGAAAGGGUAUUUCAUUUGUACCACAAUUGUGAGGGAUACGUGAAUGUGUACCAUGGAAAUUGUGGCACUGCUAUACCAGACGGUUAGAUGUCUUGUUUGGAUGAUUUAUUAAUUAUUUAUCAUAGAUUAGGAAUGAUUAUAAAUUAUUUACAAUAAGUUUUAUAAUUUGAAACACUGUAUAAAGCAUGGCUGUAAAUUAUGUCUAUAGACUAUAUAGGAACAUAAUUUAUAUGUUAAAAUAAGUAUAAAUAAAAAAUACAAUAAAGAUUGCUUUCCAGUUAAGUGUUUUCAUAUACGAACGUGUACCCACGGACAGGAACGCCGGA
Messenger RNA from Paramuricea clavata, 3302 nucleotides. Lineage: Eukaryota; Metazoa; Cnidaria; Anthozoa; Malacalcyonacea; Plexauridae. The record is from the annotation of a GenBank genome assembly.